Nicotiana tabacum (common tobacco) is the source of this 5095-nucleotide messenger RNA. NCBI's taxonomy places the organism in Eukaryota, Viridiplantae, Streptophyta, Magnoliopsida, Solanales, Solanaceae. The record is from RefSeq and is a predicted model, not a curated record.
UUUCUCUUUCUCUCACUACACUCACUACAUUUGAUUUCCAUUAGUAUUUUAAUACAAUUUAAAAAUUAUAUUCAGCAACUUUUUUUUUCAAGAAAUCAAUAACCAGGCACCCUUCCUCUUUCAUCUCUACAAUUUGAUAGUGACCCACGCAGCUUUUUUCCUCCAUUUUUUUGCUUCACCUUCUCCCAUACAGCACACAUUUUUCUGCAAAAUCUCUCAGAAAAAAGAGCAACAAAAAAAAAACCCCGUUAAAAAAAAACUGUAUCUUUUUAUGGCAUAUCAGCUGCAAAAAAUAUAGAGAUUAGCAAGAAAGUGCUGUUCUUGUUUUUUGAGGUAUUUUCCAGUUCUUGAAUCUUGGUUACUGAAUACAAAUAUUUGCUAAAAAACCCUUUUGAUUUGCCUAUAUUUGUGUUAAGCCCCAUUAGGGUUUAUUUGAGGUUCAAAGCAGCUGUUAGUAGUAUUGGCCUAUUGGGUUUUCUGUGUUUGUAUAGUAGCUCAAUGUAGAAAAGGAUAAACCCUAGAAUUAAAACAGCAAUUGUAGGUUUUUGGGUUGAAUCAAGAUUUGGUUUUUGAGAAGAAAACAAAUAUUGAAUUUGAUUUGCCUAUAUUUGUGUAAACCCGUUAGGGUUAAUUGGGUCUUUUUUGGUUUGUAUUGUAGCUCAAUGUAGAGAAGGAUAAAGCCUACAACCAGAACAGCAAUUUUAGGUUUUUGGGUUGAAGCAAGAUUUGGGUUUUUGGUAAAAAGAUUGAAUUUUUAUUUGUAAAGAUAGAAAUAUAUGUAAGUAGUGGGUUAUGGCUUUUGAUCAGAAUUCAAUUCCUAAAGAUUUGCGCCCGUUGAACAUUGUUAGGACAGUGCCAGAAGACUCUGGCAUUGCUUCUGUGACCACAUCUGGUAGACCCGUUGAGGGGUUUUAUGGUAACCCAACCCGGGAUGUUGGAGGUAGUCCUGGAACUAUACCUGGGGUUUAUUACCCUACCACUGUAGCGGAUGCUGGGUUUGUAGGAUUAGGGUUUACCAAUGCCGGCCCAGGAGCGACCGGUUGGGUCCCACAGGUUGUGCCUUCUCAACCUCCUGGUGUUGUUAGUGUUGGCGUUAUGAAUUCGGGAAGUGGGUCAUCGAAGAAUCUGCAUUUUGGGGCACGUGUUAGUAGUAAUGCGUCUGAUCGUGCUAGUGAUGAUGGUGGUGAUGAUUCGGUGUCGGGGAGGAAAGUUAAGUUUUUGUGUAGUUUUGGGGGGAGGAUAAUGCCGAGGCCGAGUGAUGGCGCAUUGAGAUAUGUGGGUGGACAGACUAGGAUUAUUAGUGUUAGGAGGGAGGUGAGUUUUGCUGAACUGGUUCACAAAAUAGUAGAUACUUAUGGGCAGGAUGUGGUGAUUAAGUACCAGUUGCCUGAUGAGGAUCUUGACGCGCUAGUGUCUGUUUCUUGUCCGGAAGAUCUUGAAAAUAUGAUGGAUGAGUACGAAAAGUUGGUUGAAAGAGCGUCAGAUGGGUCUGCUAAAUUGAGGGUGUUCCUGUUUUCGGCUUCAGAGCUAGAAUCGUCCGGUGUGGUGCAAUUAAGAGAUCUGCAAGAUAGUGGACAGAGGUAUGUCGAGGCAGUGAAUGGGAUUGGUGAUGGGUUUAGUGGUAUUGGUAUUACUAGGAAAGGGAGUACCGCUAGUGCUGGUUCCACCCAGAAUUCAGAAUUUAGUGGCUCUGAAGCUGUUGAUAGCUUAGCCAAUGGUCAAGGGGAGCUUAGAGGCAUACCUGCUGUUGACGCACUAUCACCUAGUGGGACUUCUGCUACCUCUCAAGAACCUGCUUAUCGAUUGGUGUAUACAGAUGCAAAUCCUGCAACUCAUGCCGAUGCUCCUGUCACUCCAAUGACCAUUCCAUUAGUCGUUCCCGGGCCAGUGCCAAGCUUAUCUGCUCAGCCGGAGAAUGCGUUAGAGAAAUCUGUGCCUGUCGCUGCUGCACAGCAGCGACAGAUGGGUUAUGAUAUGCAGCAAACAGGAGUGACUUAUCCAGGAACUACACCAUAUGUCCCGACUUAUGUGGAUCCUCAAAGGGAGAACCUAAACCGUGCAGAUUAUGUUCAAAUACCUUCCCAGAUGGGAUUCCCGAGGCAGCUUUUGGGAACUGUUGGGCCAGUAAUCAAUCAGCAGCAUAUAAUUGCUGGUGCUCCGACUCAGCAGUUUGUCCCUGCUCUUCACAUGACAAUGACUCCUUCCGCUCAUGUCAGUAUGAAUCCUAAUAUGGUUCCUUCACUGAUUCAGCCCCAACAUGUUAGGUUUGAAAAUUAUCCUGCAGAAGGCACAUUGGGGCCGAGAGUUGUGCAUUUCCCUGUUGACCAAGGAUAUAGUGCUUAUCAGCAUCAGGUCCCUCCUGCAGCUUACGGAUGGCACCAGAUUCCGCAGUCUCAGCAGGCACCACUUUCUGAAGGCCAGGUGCCUCCACCACUGGUUACUGGUUCUGAGGCGUUAUCUCGGUUUGAUGACUGUCUAAUGUGUCAAAAAUCGCUGCCUCAUGCACACUCAGAUACAGUAGCAGUGGAACAAAGGGAGAGUCCUGCAAGCAUAACAUCUGAUUUUAAUUCAGUGUAUCAUAGCCUUAGAUUGGAUGAAAGGGGUCGGCCUAUUCACCGAGCUGUUACAACCGGAACGUUAGGUGAGGGGGCUGUUGAACAACAAGGAGCUUCUGUUGGGCAAAGAAUUGGGGGUCAAGCUGAGGCAGUUGGAGUCUCACAAAAUGUUGAUAAACAGUAUGAAUAUGAUAGGAACCUCCAAAAGCCUGAGUUUGUGCCAGAGCACCCAAAGGUGUCAGUUCCCCAAGGUAUGAUAGGGUUAACGGGUACGAUGCAAUCACCUUAUGGAGUUUUUGUUGGUGCUGUUCCUCAACCGUACCAUGUUAAUGCCACUGAGCAGCUUAUGGUUUCACCACAGUAUCAGAUUAAACAAGAAGUUGCUGUGAACAAACCAGUCAAUAAUGAUUUCCUUAAAGUUGGAGUUGUGCCUGGUCAAAUAGUGGAUAACUUAUGUGGCGAAUCUCCCAAAAACUAUGGUGGAAACACUCCUGCCAUGCCUCCAAAAGAAGAUGAUGUAGAGUCCUUAACGGCUUACAACCACUUGAGACAAAUUGAAGGAAGAAUGGAAAAUCUCCUGAUAAACCCCGCUGAAGUGUUAGCACCUAAUGAGCAGAGUAAGCCAACUGUUGAUAACUUUAGAAGGGAAGACAUGUUGAAUAACAGAGUUCAACAGUUUGGUGGGAGGGAAGGAUAUCCAGGUUUGGUUACAAGUUACGUGAAUCCAAAUGAAAUACCAGCUUCUUCAAAUGACGCUCCUUUCAUGCAUAACAUUCGCGCCGCAGAAGGAUAUGAAGUCUCUUCCCAUGUAACUGCCAAUGCAACAGAAAGAACUCUAGCUAUUGGUGAAUGGAAAGAUGGGCCCCAGCAUUUCCAGCAAAUGUUGAGUCCUACAACUACAGAAAUGGCUGUACUCGAUGGUACCCCACCAUUUGUACAGGAAAGCUCAAAUUCUUUAUAUAGCAACCAGGAUCCUUGGAGUUUGCAACAUGAUGCCCAUUUCCCUCCUCCUAAACCUAGUAAACUUCAGCUAAAAAAGGAAGCUGCUGGCACCAAGGAUUACUCUGGCGAGAAUCGUUUUGGCAAUAACAUUGAGUUGCCAACUGUUACUAAGGGGGGAUUACAAACACAAAUUCGGUUGGAAGAUGGAGCUUGCCUGCCUUCAGGUAAUACAGAUUUCAGUUCAGAUCAAUCACGGUCCAAGAAAGGCUCAGCAGAGGAAAUGAUCAAGCGAGAACUUCAGGCUGUUGCCGAGGGUGUCGCCGCUUCUGUUCUUCAGUCAUCAACUCCAUCUAAUGCUGACCUUUCCAUAUCUUCUACUCAACUGAAUGCUGAAUUUGAAAGCGCUGAUGCCGGAAAGGACACCAAAGAUAAAUUUGAGGAAACUAAGACUCAAUUUCCAGAGAGAGCAAAUUUUGGAUUUCCUGUUUCAGAUGGCAUUGGACGCUUGCAGAUUAUAAAGAAUAGUGACCUCGAGGAGAUGCGAGAAUUGGGUUCUGGUACAUUUGGCACUGUUUAUCAUGGAAAGUGGAGGGGUACUGAUGUUGCAAUUAAAAGGAUUAAUGAUAGGUGUUUUGCUGGGAAAGCUUCAGAACAAGAGCGCAUGAGGGAUGAUUUCUGGAAUGAGGCCAUCAAACUCGCAGAUUUGCACCAUCCGAACGUUGUUGCAUUCUAUGGUGUUGUGCUAGAUGGUCCAGGUGGCUCAGUGGCAACUGUUACAGAAUAUAUGGUUAACGGGUCCUUGAGAAAUGCUUUACAGAAGAAUGAGAGGAAUCUGGAUAAGCGGAAACGCCUCGUUAUCGCGAUGGAUGUUGCAUUUGGAAUGGAGUAUUUGCAUGGGAAGAAUAUAGUGCACUUUGACUUGAAAAGUGACAAUCUGUUGGUUAAUCUCCGUGAUCCCCACCGUCCAAUAUGCAAGGUUGGUGAUUUGGGGCUAUCCAAAGUGAAGUGUCAAACACUAAUAUCAGGCGGUGUACGCGGAACUCUUCCCUGGAUGGCACCAGAACUUCUAAAUGGGAGCAGUAGUCUUGUCUCUGAGAAGGUUGAUGUAUUUUCCUUUGGAAUUGUGAUGUGGGAACUUCUUACGGGAGAAGAACCAUAUGCCGAGUUGCACUAUGGAGCUAUCAUUGGUGGUAUCGUGAGUAAUACAUUGCGGCCGCCUGUGCCGGAAUCCUGUGAUGCGGAUUGGAGGAUACUCAUGGAGAGGUGUUGGUCAGCUGAACCGUCGGAAAGGCCUAGCUUUACUGAGAUUGCCAAUGAUCUGAGAGUGAUGCAAUCUAAGCUCCCUCCCAAAGGACAAAACCAACAAUCACCUCCUUCAGCAAAUACCAACCAAGCUAAAAGUUGAUGUUCUACAUUUGUCUGUUAUAGAUUUUUCCUACCAUGAUUGACAUGUGGAAGCUGAAGUUGGUAUAUAGAUUUAGCUUAUAAAUGUAACAAAAAUUAUAGUGGUAUCUUACUUUUGUUUUCUGGUACUUAGAUUUACAUCCCAUUCCAUUUUAUUAUUGGAUUAAUUUAGCAUUCUACUGCAAUCUAACGUA